Siniperca chuatsi (mandarin fish) is the source of this 1975-nucleotide messenger RNA. RefSeq names its product RIO kinase 2 (yeast) (gene riok2). Gene Ontology annotation, molecular function: protein serine/threonine kinase activity; ATP binding. The transcript is spliced from 10 exons. Gene Ontology annotation, biological process: maturation of SSU-rRNA; protein phosphorylation. Gene Ontology annotation, cellular component: cytosol; nucleus; preribosome, small subunit precursor. Lineage: Eukaryota; Metazoa; Chordata; Actinopteri; Centrarchiformes; Sinipercidae. Bases 117 to 1661 code for a protein of 514 amino acids. The record is from RefSeq and is a predicted model, not a curated record.
UGACGUAUUCCCCUAACCCCGAACUUCCGCCUUGCACGUGUGUCUACUGAAAAUGUGGACAACUGAGCUUAAGAAUUAAUAGUAAUAAUAUUCUAAACACACUAAAUGGUUGAAACAUGGGGAAGCUGAAUCUCGUGGUGUUGAGAUACUUAGCUCGAGAUGACUUCCGGGUCCUCACAGCGAUUGAAAUGGGGAUGAAGAACCAUGAGAUUGUUCCAGUGAGACUCCUUUCCUCCAUCGCUAGCCUCAAACACGGUGGCUGCAACAAGAUCCUCAGAGAGCUUGUCAAACACAAACUUGUGGUCUAUGAAUGCACCAAGACUGUGCAGGGUUACAGGUUGAACUACGGAGGAUAUGACUAUUUGGCUCUGAAGACCUUGUGCUCCAGAGAAGUGGUCAUUUCAGUUGGCAACCAGAUGGGUGUGGGUAAAGAGUCAGAUUUAUACAUUGUCGCAAGUCCAAACGGGGAGCAGUACGCUCUGAAGCUUCACAGAUUGGGUCGUACCUCCUUCAGGAACCUGAAGAACAAGAGAGAUUAUCACAAACACAGGAAGAACAUGUCCUGGCUCUACCUCUCUCGCCUUUCUGCCAUGAAGGAGUUUGCCUACAUGAAGGCAUUGUAUGAUCGGGGCUUUCCUGUUCCCAAACCUGUGGAUUAUAACAGACAUGCUGUAGUGAUGGAGCUCAUCAAUGGAUAUCCACUGUGUCAGGUGCAUGAGUUGCAGGAUAUACCAGCCCUGUAUAGUGAGUUCAUGGAACUCAUAGUCAAACUGGCCAAUCACGGCUUGAUUCAUGGAGACUUUAACGAGUUCAACCUUAUGUUGGACGACCAGGACCACAUAACUAUGAUUGAUUUCCCUCAAAUGGUGUCCACCUCACAUCAUAAUGCUGAAUGGUAUUUUGACAGAGAUGUCAAGUGUAUCAGAGAUUUCUUUGCAAAACGAUUCAAUUACGAGAGCGAGCUCUUCCCAACCUUCAAAGACAUCAGGCGGUCUUGCUCUCUAGAUGUUGAAGUCUCAGCUAGCGGCUUCACCAAAGACCUGGAGAGAGAUGGUGCAUUGCUACACCCAGCUGGACCUGAGGGAGAGGAAGAUGAUGAAGAGGAGAGCGAUGACGAAGAGGCAACAGACGAGGAAGUAGAAGAAGAGAGCCUGGACAUGGAGGAAUAUAAGCAUGCAAUGCUGGAACUGGAAGGUCUGAAAGUCAGCGACACACAUGUAAACAUACAAGAUAAGGACAACAAGAGUGAAAAGGGGGAAGAGCAAACUGAGACAGCACCUACUGCUAGAAGUGAUGAAGAGACAGAGAAGGACUUGGAGGAAGAGCUGAAUGAGGCAGAGGAUGAGUGUCCAGAGCUGGCAGACCUUUCUACCUCCAACAAAGACUUCAAACCCUUCAGAGACUCGGACAGUCUUCUACACAUGGCAGAACACAUUAGGAGGAGGACAGACAGUGAGGCCACAAUGGGCAGCAUAGGGAGCUGCUCUACCAUACCACCAGAGGUAGUCCGUCAGAAGGUGCGGAGGCAGCUCACCAAACAGCAGAAGGCAGCACAGAGGAGACGUCUGCAGAAGGGAGAGGCCAACUUGGUGACCAAAUCCAGGAGAGAGAACCAAAAUAACAUCAAGUCUAGUAUGGAGAGUGCCUCCUUCUGGGGAUAAAUAGGACUGCAGAGAUGAACAGACGUAUUUCAUGUCAACAUGCUUUUUGUUUGGUUAUCAUGCCUGCUGCGUGGUUCCUCUGCUCCUUUGUUAGGAAAGUUGAUGAUAGUUGAUGGAAAAAUUCAGCAAGAGAGUAUCUGUAACUCAACUGUUCCGUACUGUCAUGGAAAAUACACGCAAGAAGAAAGACAGAUCUUCUAGCUUCCUUCCUAUUUGAACUGCACAGUGAACUAUCAUGUUCAACAUACAGUCUAAUGUAAAUAUCAACUAUUAUAUGAAGCCAUAUGAUUGAUAAUUAAACCAUUUAAACAUUA